Molecule: messenger RNA, 327 nt
Organism: Leptosia nina
Lineage: Eukaryota; Metazoa; Arthropoda; Insecta; Lepidoptera; Pieridae
Source: the annotation of a GenBank genome assembly
AUGGCUGGUCUACCACCUCGGAGGCUGGUUUGGAAGAUGACGAUAGAAUCGCGUACUACAGAGCGGCAGAGCACCAGUGUCCUUGAUGCUUUAGAGGAAGGCGUCAACUUGAAGGGUUACAUAGUGUGUAGUUUGAUUGACAACUUUGAAUGGAUGUCGGGUUAUUCGGAAUGUUUCGGUCUGUAUCAAGUAAACUUUGAAAGCCCCGAAAAGACUCGGACGCCAAAAAAAUCUGCGUUUAUCUAUAAAGAAAUCAUUAAAAGCAGAAUUAUCAAUCCUAAUUACGAACCACCUUCAAGGACAAUGUGGAUAGACGAAGGACAUUAG